GCCUGGCGCUUUAUUUGGUUUGACGAGACCUUCUGGCAACUAUUGUUCUUUGUCGUUCUUGUUGCAAUCGUCUUCCAAUGGCGGCCCAGCAGUACAAACAAACUCUACGCCCGAAGCGCAUUCCUCGAUCCAGAUGUUGAGCCUCCACCCGAAGACCUCGAGGAACGACUCAUCGAUAGCAUAGUUUCGGGUAUCUCCAAUGACAGUACCAGUACCGAGGAACUCAAGGAUCGAAGGCAUGACGGAGAGGCAGAGGAUGAAGCGCUUUUGUGGGCAGAGAAAAAUAUACCACCGACUACCACCAGCGAUGAUUAA
Molecule: messenger RNA, 315 nt
Organism: Dibothriocephalus latus
Lineage: Eukaryota; Metazoa; Platyhelminthes; Cestoda; Diphyllobothriidea; Diphyllobothriidae
Source: the annotation of a GenBank genome assembly